AUGAUGGAAAACGCUGAUCAUGAGAUGAUAGCAGAGAGCGAGAGCGAGAGAGAAGUAAGGGAGAGACAACAAAAUUGGCAACAACAACAACAGCAGCAGCAGCAACAACAACAACAACAAAAGCAGCAGCGACAGCAGCAACCACAAAGACGACAGCGUGCCGGCAUUAAAAAGAUUUGGCUGCCGCUUAUCAUUUACCUUUCACUGCAGCUCGUCUUGACCUGCGCGGAUGAGGUGGAGGUGGUGAAGUCAGUGGGCGGCGACGAUGAGCUCGGCAUGGGCAUUUCGGAUCAUGACAACGAAGUGGACCAGAUGGCGCUUGAAUCGGAACAGGAACAACAACAGCAACAGCAGCAGCACCAGCAACAACAACAGCAGCAGCAACAGCAACAACAACAACAACAACAACAGCAGCAGCAGCAGCCCAAAGUGCAGGUGCACUAUGCACACAAUGGACCACCAGCUGCCCCACUGGGCCUAGGCAACAAUCAUCAGAAUAUACCCAUGAGCUUUGGACAGCCCUUCGGACCACCACCACCGCCAGGCGUGCAAUUCUAUAAGGGACCACCACCGCCAGCGCCGCCGCCACAGCGCGCACCACCCGUGCCCCAAGUGCAACAGGUGCAGGUGCAAACGCUGCCCGAUCUGAGCGUGGGCGCCUCCAGCAAUAACGAAAUCUGGGCUGCGCCAGUCCAGGAUAUGCCCAAGAUUGUCUCGCUGGAUGUGAAGUGUGAGAAGAACGGCAUGAAGGUGUUCGUCCAGUUCGACAAGCCCUUCAAUGGCAUUGUCUUCUCCAAGGGCUACUACAGCAACAUGAACUGCGUUCAUCUGCCGUCGGGCUUGGGUCGCAGCUCGGCGAGCUUUGACAUCGGAUUGCAUGAGUGCGGCACUGCGGGCAAUACGGACAACUAUAACCAGGGCUAUGGGCAUGAGAAUGGGGCUGGCGGCGGAGCAGGCGCGGGCACGUACUUUGAGAACAUCAUUGUUAUCCAAUAUGAUCCGCAAGUGCAGGAGGUGUGGGAUCAGGCGAGGAAGCUGCGCUGCACGUGGCACGAUCAGUACGAGAAGAGCGUCACCUUCCGCCCCUUCCCCGUGGACAUGCUGGAUGUGGUGCGUGCCGAUUUCGCGGGCGACAAUGUGGGCUGCUGGAUGCAGAUACAGGUGGGCAAGGGUCCGUGGGCCUCGGAGGUCUCUGGGCUGGUGAAGAUCGGUCAGACCAUGACCAUGGUGCUGGCCAUUAAGGAUGACGACUCCAAGUUCGAUAUGCUGGUGCGCAACUGCGUGGCCCAUGACGGCAAGCGUGCGCCCAUCCAGCUGGUGGAUCAGCGUGGCUGCGUGACGCGUCCCAAGCUGAUGUCGCGCUUCACCAAGAUUAAGAACUUUGGUGCUUCCGCUUCGGUGCUGUCCUAUGCGCAUUUCCAGGCCUUCAAGUUCCCCGACUCCAUGGAGGUGCAUUUCCAGUGCACCAUACAGAUCUGUCGCUACCACUGCCCGGAUCAGUGCUCGGCGGAGACCAAUCUGCAGGACGUGCAUCACUUGCAGGUGGGCCCCGAGUCGCAGUAUGGACCGCCGCCGCAGCUGCAUGCGGACGCUUAUCAUGUGGCCAGCGCCAUUGGCAAGCGUCGCGAUGAGCGGCGCGUACAGCGACGCGUGCGUGCCGUGGCCACGCCCACCGAGCAGGUGGGUCUCAAUCGCAUCAUCAAGGUGGUCUCCUCCGGCGAUCUGACCUUUGCCAUCGAUGAGCAGCAGAAGAACAGCAACAGCAGCGAUGGCGGCAGCAUGGCCGCCAAUUCACCACAGACCAUGGUAUUCCCGCUGCGCGAGGAGGGACUCAUCUGCAUGACCACGCCGGGCUUUGCCAUAACGCUAAUUGUCCUGCUGGGCAUACUGGUCACCUCGUGUUUGAUUUCCGCCGUGCUCUAUGUGCGCUUGCGGCCGUUCUCCUCGUUUGCGGCCAAGGAGCGUGCGGUUGCUUUUACGAAUCCGCAGCUGGCCGCAGCGGCAGCAGCAGCGGCGGCAGCAGCGUUGCCUGUUAUGCAUUUACCAACGCCGGCCGAGGCGCUCCAGGGCACGCUCUCGAAGAAGCGCACAUUGUUAUAA
This is a messenger RNA of Drosophila busckii, 2100 nucleotides long. RefSeq lists its product as uncharacterized. NCBI's taxonomy places the organism in Eukaryota, Metazoa, Arthropoda, Insecta, Diptera, Drosophilidae. Bases 1 to 2100 code for a protein of 699 amino acids. The record is from RefSeq and is a predicted model, not a curated record. The transcript has 5 exons.